AUGCUACUUCUCCAGCUCACGGGCCUGAAGGUCUUCGCGCUGCCAGAGUGGAAGGGGCUCCCAACGCUGCUCCGCUGUUAUGCGAAGGCGGGAUGGUUUGAAGGCAGUGUGUUCUUCGCUAUCACCAGCCUAUACACGUACCAGCUCUCGCAGAUUCCGCCGUCACAGUGGACAUCGAUCGAUAGGACGAUCUCGACGUUGACCUGGCUGCUUUACUGGGGCGCGAGUGCUUGGUAUGUCCGCAACGGGGACAAAGGCACUGGAGCCGUCACUGCUGUUGCCGGCGCACUACAGGCUGCCUGUUUGACUCUAUGA
Exophiala aquamarina CBS 119918 is the source of this 315-nucleotide messenger RNA. RefSeq lists its product as uncharacterized. Bases 1 to 315 code for a protein of 104 amino acids. The transcript has 2 exons. The record is from RefSeq and is a predicted model, not a curated record. NCBI's taxonomy places the organism in Eukaryota, Fungi, Ascomycota, Eurotiomycetes, Chaetothyriales, Herpotrichiellaceae.